AAGUAUUUUGUUCAUUCUGAAAUGAAUAUCCUAAUUGAUAUUAUGAUUUUUCUUUUUGUACUACAAAAUAAAUUCCAUCUUAUUUUAUGCACUAUUGAUAUUAAUUUAUCAGAAUUGGAAUAUGUAGCUGCUCGUCUUGAUUCUAAUGAAUGUCGACGUUUAAUAGCUGCGCUGCAUUACACAACCUACGAAUUACCACAAAGUAUGGAAGCAGCUGAACGGAAAGUCGAUGAGGAAAUACCGUGUAUUAGGCAAUUAUUACACUGGAACAGUUCGCCUCAGGAAGGAAAGGGUAAAACUCAUGAAGACUUGGAGCGUCGUCUCCGUCAGUUAAAUCGCAACGACUUGGCUGAUUGGCUUGGGAAAACUGCGUUCAAACAACUUGGAACAGAUUUACAAAGAUCAAUAGAUUGUGUCUUUGGAAAGCUUGGAAAACAGGAAUCAGAGACUACUUAUCCAAUUACAAUGGAGUCUCUUGAUGAGUCUGAAGAGGAGAAUCCUUGGUUGCCAAUUGACACUAUUCUUAUGGCACUUAUGAUGGCUUUAUUGGCUAGCUUGUUAACGUUGAUAGUCGCCAUUACUCUUCACCAAAUUAAGAUACAUAGGCGAGACAAAAAUUUCAAGUUACUAAUGGAAUAAUAUGUGGUAGUACUCUUGAACCAGGCCCCAAAAAAGAAGUCGUAAUACCAAGCAAUACAAAAGUUUAUAAAGAUUAACAACAAAGUAAUGCAGAAAAUACGGAUAAUUGGGAUUAUGGUAUUCCAUCAUCAGUUUUUGAAAUAAAUGGCUUUCCUCCGAAUAGCCAAUCGUACAUCGUCACAUAAUGAACGCAAUUUGAGUUCAUAUUGAAGUGUUUAAAUUCAUAUGAUGAUAAUAGCAGUAUCAUAUUUAUUGGUGUAACUGAUUUACAUUCUGACCCUCUUCCGCUCUUAUUCAAUGCAAUCAGCAAAAGAAUGACAACAGUCAGGGUAUUUUAAUAUUUAUCUAUGUACUAAAAAGAAACAUUUAUAAAUAUUGUACAGAUAUCGAUUACGGUUAGCGAACGCUAUAUUUGCUUUAUUUUUAAAUAUUAUAAUAUUAUAUGAUUUAUUAUAUAAACUAUAAGUUUCCAUAUUACAUUCUAUAUUAAUUUACUGGAAUAUUAGGGCGCUGUCGUGGCACAAUUUAUAAAUGGCCCUUAUGUUACACUCAUGUAACAUACAUAUAUGUCACGAAGAGUGUACAUACAUUGAAAGGUUACUCCCCAAUAUUUCCGCCUGUUGUGAACUACGUAACAAUUCUAUGCAACAACUUAAGAUAAGUUACAUUUUAAUCAUUGUUAAUCUUUCUUAACUUUCGUCAGUACUCAGUUAACACAUAACGGCACAGUUAUACUAUAACACGCGAGUAACAAGAUUCUAAAAUAUGUUUAAUAUAGCAUGUAUGGUACCAAAAAAUGUAUGAAUGCUUGCUAUGCCUUUACCCAGACAGCACAAGGACGUCCUGAGGAAAUCCCAUGGAUAUCUUAAAUGGAUAUUCUGGAAAUCCUAUAGACGUUCUAAUAAGGUCUCGAGCUUUCCUCUGGAUUUCCUGAGGUGGUGCAAAUAUUCACAUAUUCAUCAUGGGACAUUCAUCCUUCGGACAUGCUGGGGAAACCUCAAUGAAUGUGUUUAGGCAUUUUAUGGAUUUUUUACAGAUUUUUCUAACUACCCUAGAGAAACAUUUCUUUAACACGUUGAGCUGUAUAUUAGGAAUGUAUCACGUACAAACUCCAAGUUGAGUUAGAAGACGGUAAGUAUACAGGAUGAGUUUUGUUAAACUCUAAUUUAAUUUAUAUUCCGUAAUUGAAUCAUGACGCGGUUAUUAAAUUCGGUCCAGUAACAUCAACGAUUGAUUUUGUUAACAGUCGGAAUCAGUCGACCCAAUUGGUUAAAAUUUAAUAACCACAACCGUGGUUCGGUCACGGAAUGUACCCUCAUUUAUAUUCAGAACUUUAUGGAAAUUUAUUUAUGUAUAUUAUGUAAAAAGAAUCUAAUAAAUAUAUAAAAAUAAACUUAUAUAAUUUGUAAAGGACAACCUGUCGAUCUUGAGGACAUCCUAAGACAGAUUUUUUUUACAGGUGUUACGUCUGGAUGAGAACCUUCAGUCACAUUUCAUGCUUUUAACUUGUAUUUCGUCUGGUGCGACGCAUUAUGCUAUUGUCAUCCUAUGUACUCAUAACAAACGAUAAUCUAAACAUUAAUUUUCGAAGAAUAAUUCUAAUCCGUCACUCACCUAAUGAAAAUACAUCGACAGUUAGCCUUCGCACCUCUGUGACAACUAACAAUAAGAUAUAUGAGUCUUAUAGAAAUUAUAGUAUAAACAAAACAGUGGUCACGCGCUAUGCCUGUGAACCGAAAACUGGAAUAAUAGUUAGUAAUAUAAUAAUAUAAUAAUAAUAAUAAUAAUAAUAAUAAUGCCAUUUAUUCCCUUGCGGGGUACAGCACGGACAACCGCUCCGCUUACAUUAAAACUUAAAACUACUGUACAAAGUUAACCUAUUUACCAAUUUCCCUAUACUAUAUUAUCUAUUUACAUCCUCGCUCUUUCAUACACCUCUGCCUUACUCGCCAAAAGAGAAAAAGAAAUUCAAAAAAGAAAAAACUCUUUUGGCUCAGUCUCUCAUUCACUCUCACGCUCGCAACACUCUCUCCCUCUCUCACCCUACCGACCUCCGUUUCCGGCGCUCUUUUCCUAAUCCCCGCCUAAUUCUCCUUCCCUAUCUCCCCCCUUUCUUUCCCUAUCCUUUCUAUUUCCAAUAGCCAUCUUUCCCCUUGUCCUGACUCCCCCAACACUUCCUCUCUCAUUUCUUGCCAUCCUCUGUCUAUCCCCAAACCUGAGCAUACCUCCCAUACAUGUUCCCACGUCUCUUCUCCAUACCCACACAUUCUACACCUCUUUUUUUCUUCCUUCUCCCAGUACAUUCCUCCAUUCAUCUCAUCCCCUAACCUAAACCUCGCUACUCUGCUCCACCUCUCCUCCUUCCAGCCCCUCUUUAGGUAUUCCGGUACCCCCUUCCCCUUAACGAAUUUAUAUUCCUUGUUCCCCUUUGAAUCUAUCCUGGCCCAUCUCUCCUCCCUCUGUUUCCUUUUUUCUAUGUUCAUUAUCUCCUCUCCUCUCAUGUUUCCUGACUCCCACAUCUCUUCUACCUUCUCUACCUUCCAGCCUUUACUUUCGUAAAACUCUCUUCUCUCCCCUUCCCAUCCCUCUACCCCUUUUCCAGCUCUCACCCUCUUCUUCAUUUCCAGUCUAUAUCUUCUCGCUAGCUCCCCCCC
This is a messenger RNA of Cephus cinctus (wheat stem sawfly), 3293 nucleotides long. RefSeq lists its product as uncharacterized. The transcript has 4 exons. The coding region runs from base 22 to 639 and encodes 205 amino acids. The record is from RefSeq and is a predicted model, not a curated record. NCBI's taxonomy places the organism in Eukaryota, Metazoa, Arthropoda, Insecta, Hymenoptera, Cephidae.